CCAUAUUUAUUAAUUUUAGAUUUUUUUGGAAAGGUACUUUUAACUUGUAAAUUUGAGCUUCCGGCGUUGCUAGGCUCCCCCCGGAAUUAGCCUUUUGUUUACACAUGUCUUUGGCUUUAGAAAUAUCGUUCAAACAAUAGUGAGGAGAAGCAGCAGUGUUAGACUUUUACGUUACUUCAAAAUGCCCUUGUUUGGCAACACUUUUAGUCCCAAGAAAACCCCUCCUCGGAAGUCUGCUUCCCUUUCCAAUCUACAUACAUUGGAUCGGUCAACACGGGAGAUUGAAUUAGGUCUGGAAUAUGGAUACCCGAUGAUGAAUCUUGGCAGCCAGAGCUUUAAAUUUGAAGAUGGCCAGUGGAUCUCAGAGUCAGGAGGUAAUGUAUCUGGAAGAGAGGUACAGCGCCUGAAGAAGAGGAAUCUACAGUUAGAGGAGGAGAAUAAUCUGCUCAGGCUAAAGAUUGAGGUUCUUCUUGAUAUGCUUUCAGAAUCAACAGCAGAAACACAUCUAGUACAGAAGGAACUUGAAAAUAUGAGUAGAAGAAAGAAAUGAUGGAAGGAAAUAAAAGAUAUUCACUCUUCUCUUCUCUUUAAGUGUGUCUAUACAAAUCCUGUAGGGAUUUUUCAAUGAAAUUAGAACUAUUCUAAGACAAUGUUUAAAUAUCAGUUACAUUGAUUUAAAAACUUGAAUACUGUAAAAACACAUUUGUAUCACUUUGUAUAUUUCCUUUUUUAAAUUAGCUGUUUCUUUGCCAAUUAUAUAACUAAAUAAAUAUGUUUAGGCUAAUGUAAUUUAUAUAUAUAUAUAUAUAUAUAUAUAUAUUUUUUUUUUUUUUUUUGCUUUUUAUUUGCUUUUUUACACGUUGUUUAUUUUGCCCUAAAACAUAUUGUGUUUUAAAGAAAGUGUCCUCAAAACUACCAUUGUCAUAGAAACAUGCUGUUGAAUUUAGUUAUUUCAGAUACAUAAAAAGCAGCUAAAGGUCACUCGUUAUGUUCAGAAUACAAUAACUUGUCAUUCUUAUUGCCAUUAAUACCAAAUCUUCAUUCCUGUGGCCCCAGUAAGUGACAGCCCCAAAACCUUUCUGCAUGUGUAGAUCUGAAUGUGUAUUCAAAUCACAGGACACAAUCACACUCUUUCUUUGGUUCCACAGUAAGAUUAGCCAAGAGCUGUAAAGGUUUAAACAUGUACAUGCAGAUUUAAGAGGAUUUUCUUAUGGAGUGUGAGGCACGUAUUGCACGGCUAUGGUUGUUUUCUCUCAUUGUCUUUACAUAUUUAAUAAAUUGACAUGAAUAAAUGUUGUACUGAUUUUA
This is a messenger RNA of Megalobrama amblycephala (Wuchang bream), 1308 nucleotides long. RefSeq names its product chibby homolog 1 (Drosophila) (gene cby1). Lineage: Eukaryota; Metazoa; Chordata; Actinopteri; Cypriniformes; Xenocyprididae. Bases 182 to 550 code for a protein of 122 amino acids. The transcript is spliced from 5 exons. The record is from RefSeq and is a predicted model, not a curated record.